Messenger RNA from Annulohypoxylon maeteangense, 2192 nucleotides. RefSeq names its product MFS general substrate transporter. Gene Ontology annotation, cellular component: membrane. Lineage: Eukaryota; Fungi; Ascomycota; Sordariomycetes; Xylariales; Hypoxylaceae. The coding region runs from base 184 to 1920 and encodes 578 amino acids. The record is from RefSeq and is a predicted model, not a curated record. The transcript has a single exon. Gene Ontology annotation, molecular function: transmembrane transporter activity. Gene Ontology annotation, biological process: transmembrane transport.
GUAAGCCGGAAAUAACAUGUAGCAAGAAUAACCAACCACCACUUACCCUUUAGCAAUAACUAUCCACAUUCCACAAACAGAAUUCGGAGCUCGAUAAGAUGGGUAAAUUAUCGUUUAAGAAGAUUUCACCGUCUUUCUAUAGCAUUUCCCCCCAUGUCAUUCCUAUAAUCGUAAUAAACAUCGAUGGUAAGAAUGGAUGACAAUGAAAAACCACCAACAGUACCACCAAAAGGUUAUCAUGAUGACGAGAACCACAAUCGCUCUUCCAAAGAAGAAGAAUUAACACCUUCGGCGCUUGUUCAAGGUCGACGUCAGUCUCAAUCAGAAAAUUCAGACAGCGAGAGUAACCAAGAUUCUCAAGAUGAUGAGGAAAGGGGUGAUGAGGCUCAAGACCUCGAGACGCUCUCUCGAGUUUCCAGCGGGCCUCCUUACAGCGUCUUUUCGCCCUCUAUGAUAUGGUGGAUAGUUUUCAUGAACACUAUCUCGGCAUUCCUUUCACCAAUCACAGCCAACAUCUAUUUUCCAGCAAUCCCGGCAUUAUCCCAAGAUCUAGGUGUGUCAGUCGCGAAGAUCAAUUUGACGCUCACGACGUAUAUGAUUUUCCAGGGCCUGGCCCCGACGUUUACUGGCGACUUUGCCGACAUCGCCGGAAGACGGCCGGCCUUCAUCAUUGCCUGUACGAUCUACCUAGGUGCCAAUAUCGGGUUAGCCCUCCAACGAAACUAUGUGGCGCUUCUUGUCCUCCGGAUGGUACAGAGCGCAGGCAGUAGUGGCACCAUCGCCCUCGUCUAUGGCGUAGUUGCAGAUAUUGCGCCAAGCUCCGAACGGGGGAAAUUUAUGGGGAUUGUCGGGGCAGGCAUCACGAUCGGUCCGGCUCUUGGCCCGAUUAUUGGCGGACUACUUUCACAAUACCUAGGGUGGGCGGCUAUAUUCUGGUUUUUAUGCAUUCUCGCCGUCUGCUGGAUGAUCCCCUAUAUCUUGGCAGUUCCAGAGACGGGAAGGAAGAUUGUGGGAAACGGAUCCAUCCCGCCGCAAGGUUGGAAUAUGACACUCAUUGACUAUAUCCGUUUCAGACGCCAGCCUGUGAAUCGACCAUCUAGUCACGUACGACAGAAACUUCGAUUCCCCAACCCGCUUAAUACACUCGCUGUUCUUCGCAACAAGGAUAUGGCAUUGGUGCUAGGUUAUAAUGCCUGUCUCUACAUGGGCUUUAAUCUGAUCACUGCCACUCUUGCCUCUCAAUUUUCCGACAUAUAUCAUUACAACGAUAUCCAGCUUGGCCUUUGCUUUUUACCAUUAGGGGGAGCUACCAUGCUCGCCUCAAUCUCUACGGGGUACAUCCUAGACUGGAAUUUUCGCCGUAUAGCUAAGAAGUUAGGCGUUCGCGUUGGAGGUAGGCGUGGAAACGACCUCAAAGGCUUCCCCAUCGAAAAAGCUAGACUUCAAAUUGCAUACCCACUCAUUGUGAUUGGGGUGCUCGUCUCUAUUGGAUAUGGCUGGGCAUUACACUACGAAACUCACGUCGUCGUACCUCUUGUGCUGCUAUUUUUCAUCGGCAUAGGUGUUACCAGUCCUUUCCAGAUCAUAAACGUCCUAAUUGUCGAUUUAUACCCUCAGGCUCCUGCCACAGCGACUGCCGCCAACAAUUUAUGCCGAUGCCUAUCUGGUGCGGUGGCAACGGCGGUAAUACAAUAUAUACUCGACGCCUGGGGACGAGGAUGGACAUACACAUUCAUCGCCUUUAUCUACGGCAUCUUCUCUCCUGCCCUUUGGGUCAUACAGAAAUAUGGACCCCAGUGGAGAGAGGAGCGCAUGGAGAAGAUGAGGCAAGCCAUAGAGAAGAAGGAAGCAAGAACCAGAGAGAAAAAUGCGACAACAACCGAACAAGUCCUUGCUGAAACUCAGCCUACAUCUAGCUGAGCCUAGUUGAAAAUGUCUACUUAAUGCUAACGAGUCACGACUUUUUAUGAUUUAUUUACUAAUUUAGACAUAUAUCUCAUCGCAUAUGUUAGCCUAGCGUUUAUAUUGUUUACUUCUGCGAAUUUGACAUAGUAUUUUGGAGCCUCUUUGGAUAAAUGGCUGGCGGAGGUAUCGGGUUACAGAGAGAAAGCGUUGGCAUAAAAUAGACGGUAGAGGGUAUGUGCUCAACAUCUAGAUACAUACUAGUUAAUAUGAUUUAUAUGAAAAUGAAC